CUUGCGCUCCGGGCCUAGUCCUCCCUCCGGAAGGCGAAUUGGAUAGCCUUGUUUGAAAUUGGGAGUGGAGUGAGGAGGGGUUAGUGAGUCUUAUCUAUCCGUUGGGAGUUGGGGGGGUGUUUUUGUUACAAGGGAAGCAAUGCUGCCCAAAGCUUCAGCUCCGGUACUAAACUUGAAUUUGAAUUUGACCUCAAAAUGCUUCCAACUGGAAUCCGUCUCCCUCUCCACUCGACCGCAACGCCGCCGCUUUUUCAGUUUUACCGCCGCCAGUAAUUUGGCAAGUGGCCGAUAUUAUAAUUAUAAAGCCACGCCGCCUUUUGCCAUGGACAUGGACAUACACAUAGACAUCCCUGAAGAUGCAGAUGGGGAUUGCCAAGAAGAACCGAUUCACGCCCAAAAUGGAGAAGCUGACCCCCCUCCUGCAGCACAUUUUGGAAGAUUGAAACCCCAGAGAGUGAGAGCUCUUGCAAUAAAAGCCUCUCGGAGGAGGCAAGAAACAGAUGCACAAGUUCAUCACAAACCAGGUCCAGUUGUAGAGGACACACAUUCUAAACUUGAAUCCACAUCUACUGCCUUUACACAUCAACCACGCGCUUCUCAGUUGCAACCGACCAGUUCUGCCGUGACUAGGAGGAAAAAUGUCUCAGUCUCACACAAUGAACUUAGUCCAGAUAAACCUCAAACCAGGCUGAUUAAGAAAGCCUCCCAAAAAGAAGAAGCUUCCUUAAGAGGAUGGAGGAGUGGAAGGUCCAGGUCCAUCCAUAGCUUAAACUCUGAAUUGCCAGACCCAAUGCUGCUGCGGAAUCAGAGGAAAUUCUCCACAAACACUGACUUUUUUAGCUGGAAAUCCUUUAGGGAUUUGGGUUUCAGCGACUUCAUGAUUGAAUGUCUAAGGAAGCAGCUUUUCCACCGCCCAUCACAUAUUCAGGCCAUGGCAUUUGAACCUGUUGUAAAGGGAAAGACCUGUAUCUUAGCUGACCAGAGUGGAUCAGGAAAGACUUUAGCAUAUCUGGCUCCUGUAAUUCAGCGUUUAAGGCAAGAAGAAGUUCAAGGACUUAGCAUCUCCUUAUCACAGAGUCCUCGAGUAAUUAUAUUAGUACCAACUGCAGAAUUGGCUUCUCAGGUUUUGGAUAAUUGCCGAUCAAUGUCAAAAUGUGGGGUUCCAUUCAGGUCUAUGGUUGCAACGGGUGGUUUUCGACAGAGAACUCAACUAGAAAAUUUGCAACAAGGUGUUGAUGUUCUUAUAGCAACACCUGGUCGAUUUAUGUUCCUAAUCAAAGAGGGAUUCUUGCAGUUGGAAAAUCUAAGAUGCACUGUGUUGGAUGAGGUAGAUGUACUCUUUAACGAUGAGGAUUUUGAAUUAGCACUGCAAAGUUUGAUAAACUCCUCAGCUGUUAGCACACAGUAUCUAUUUGUGACUGCAACUUUACCUGUCGAUAUUUACAAUAAGUUAGUUGAAGUUUUUCCUGAUUGUGAGGUGAUAAUGGGACCUGGGGUGCACCGUACAAGCCCCGGCCUUGAAGAGGUUCUAGUGGAUUGCAGUGGAAAUGAUGAGAUUGAGAAAACUCCAGAGACAGCAUUUCUGAAUAAGAAAUCUGCACUCUUGGAGAUUGUGGAGGGAAGUUCAGUUCCAAAAACAAUUGUUUUCUGCAACAAGUUUUUCAUUUCUAAUAUGCAGAUUGAGACAUGUAGAAAGGUAGAGAAUGCAUUAAAACGUUUUGAUAAAAGAGGAACAUCUGUGCGAGUUCUACCUUUCCAUGCUGCUGUGGCUCAGGAAUCGCGACUUGCAAAUAUGAAGGAAUUCACCAACCCUGGUCAGGAUAAAGUGUGUCAGUUUCUAGUUUGUACGGACAGAGCAUCACGUGGAAUGGACUUCUCAUGUGGUGUGGAUCAUGUUAUACUCUUUGACUUCCCACGUGAUCCAAGUGAGUACGUGCGACGUGUUGGAAGAACUGCCAGAGGCGCUGGAGGGAAAGGGAAGGCAUUUAUGUUGGUGGUAGGCAAACAAGUUUCCCUUGCUCGACGGAUUGUGGAGAGGAACCGAAAAGGACACCCACUGCACGACGUCCCAUCUGUUUGAGCUAUUUUUAAAAGCUUUUAAUUGUCUCCCCGCCAGUAAUUGUAUAAAUAUGAUUCCCAAGUUUUUGGCUUUGACAAGUCCAUCCAAUUCACAACCAGCGAUCCACACGACUCAUUUAUAGAAACUAAAGUUAUUACCAUCCGUAUAUAUUUUUGGUUUUUUUUUUUUUGGGAAUUGUAUCCAUAUGUGUAUUGUAUUUACUUUAUAGCAGCUAGUUGAUGAAAUUAAACUUUGCUA
Molecule: messenger RNA, 2317 nt
Organism: Ziziphus jujuba (common jujube)
Lineage: Eukaryota; Viridiplantae; Streptophyta; Magnoliopsida; Rosales; Rhamnaceae
Product: DEAD-box ATP-dependent RNA helicase 50
Exons: 8
Coding region: 140-2080 (646 amino acids)
Molecular function (GO): ATP binding; RNA helicase activity; nucleic acid binding
Source: RefSeq, a predicted model, not a curated record